This is a messenger RNA of Orbilia oligospora ATCC 24927, 966 nucleotides long. RefSeq lists its product as uncharacterized. Gene Ontology annotation, cellular component: RNA polymerase II transcription regulator complex. The transcript has 2 exons. NCBI's taxonomy places the organism in Eukaryota, Fungi, Ascomycota, Orbiliomycetes, Orbiliales, Orbiliaceae. Bases 1 to 966 code for a protein of 321 amino acids. Gene Ontology annotation, molecular function: DNA-binding transcription activator activity, RNA polymerase II-specific; transcription cis-regulatory region binding. The record is from RefSeq and is a predicted model, not a curated record.
AUGACGGAAGUCGUUUCGAUGGCGAACGGUCACCGAACUUUACCUGCUCCUACUCUUACCUCUACUCAGGUACCUCAUAAUUUUCUCAAACUUCUUCUUCUACCUGUCGAGGAGGCUCCUCGUGUUAGUUCCGCGACUAACAUUCCGAGCUUUACACGCUUUCAGGACCAACAACACACUUCUCAUCAUCAUCUCAGCCACCACUCACACUCACACUCCCACUCCCACUCCCACAACCAUCAUCACCAUCAACAACAGCAACAUACUCCUUCCUCAUCGGCUGAACAGCCUUCGAGAAAAUCCCUCUCCAUGGAGUCAGAACCGCCUGUUUCUUCCCAGCCCGUACGGGACUGGGGAAUUGAUCCUCACCUCGGCAAGGACACCGAAUUGUUAAGAAAACAACUUCUUUCUGCCAUCUCGGGAGAGGAACCGAUGCAACAGCCCACGCCUAUGUCAUCUCAGCAACCACCAAAUUCCUCUCCAACAGUCCUUCAGAGGAACGAUAUCCGACCAAGCUCAAGCCUUAGCCCCGGAAGCGGUGGCGAAGAUUCCAGCAAGGCCGACUCGCGACAGAAGAGAGAAUUGAAUAGUUCUAAGAGAGCUGCCCAAAAUCGUAACGCUCAGAGAGCAUUCCGUGCCCGAAAGGAAGAAUACAUCAAGUCCCUCGAGUCGAAGGUCCGUGAUUACGAAGCUGUUGAGGAACGAAACGGUGCCUUGGAGAACGAGAACGCCGCCCUCCGACAAUACAUCAUGCACCUCCAGCGACGAUUACUCGACCACCUUGGCGAGGGAGAAGCUCUUCCGGACCCACCGGCCGGUCUUAACAUUGAAAAUCUACACAUCUCUAGCCGACCAUCAUCGGCCAGGAUGUCGCUCAAGCCAGAACUGCCACCAAUUUCCGCGCUUCACGACAAAACUCUGACAGAGCCUGUAGCCGGAGUCAAGAGAGUACGAGUUGACGAAUAA